CACCAAAGCGCUCCUAUUGAUAAGGAAAUACAAUUGACUGGCUGCCACUAUGCUAAUCACAUGCAUAAUAAGAUAUGUGCUACACAAAAAUUUCUAUGGAGUGGGACUACUGUUUGUUUAUGCACUGUGGCAAUUGAUGCUUAAAUUUAUACGUAGUAUUGAAAUAUUAGACAUUUGAAAUCAGCUUGCAUAAGGAGUGUGUCGGAGAAUGGUGUGCUACUGACAUAUUUGUCUUUGUACAUCAUCCAUGCUUGUGGGUCCUGAGAAUGACUGUUGAACACACUAAUUGUCCUUCUUAGGACUCCACUAACUUGGACAGUCAAUAUCUAGAAACAUGAAUUGAUACUUCAGUGUUCAAACCAUUUACUUAAUAUAUGAUAUUAAAAGAACAUCCAUAUUGAGGAGCCCGAGAAAGAAAGAAAAAGUGCUUUAAGUAUGUAGAAUGAGUACGUGUGAACCAAAAGAUUGGGACAUCCCAGUGUCGUAUACAGCACAGAACACGUUUAAUCCUAUAAGAAAUGUUGUGGAGACAAUGCACAUCGAGGAAAAUCCUCAAUUGGAGGUGAUUCGUCUCACUGUUGGUGAUCCCACAGUUUUUGGCAACCUACCACCAAGUGAAGAAUGUUUUCGGGCGCUCUGUGACGCAAUAAAGUCAGGAAAAAAUAACGGCUACAAGCCAGCCUAUGGAUGCAAAGAGGCACGAAAUGCCGUUGCAAAAUACAGUUCAACACCUGAAUACAUCGUGGAUGCUGAGGAUUUUGUGUUGGCCAGCGGUUGCUCUGGAGCAAUCGAGAUAGCAAUGAACGCCCUAGUUGAUCGUGGUGAUAACAUCCUAAUUCCAAGACCUGGUUUCUCUCUUUACAAAUGCAUCUGUGGAUCGAGGGGGAUUGAAGCACGAUCUUAUAAACUCUUUCCUGAAAAUGGUUGGGAAGUCGACUUGGACGAUAUGGCUUCACUUAUUGACGAGAGAACGAAGCUUAUUGUCGUUGUCAACCCAUCAAAUCCCUGUGGUUCUGUGUACAAAAGAGAACAUUUGGAAGAAAUUUUGAACAUUGCUGAAAAAUACCGCGUUCCAGUUCUCUGUGAUGAAGUUUACGCGCAUGUCACAUUCGGCAAAGAGCCUUUCCAUAGCAUGGGAAGUUUAACAAAAAAUGUUCCUGUUCUAGUUGUCGGUGGCAUCGCCAAAAGGUUCUUGGUGCCAGGUUGGCGUAUCGGAUGGAUUGUAAUUCACGACAGAAAUGAUUCCUUUGGUUUUAAGAUAAGACAAGCCUUACGACGUCUCUGCCAGGUUAUUGUUGGUCCAUGUUCGGUGAUACAGGCUGCACUACCGACGAUUCUUUCCGAUUGUCCGACUCAGUUCUUUGAAAAAACACUCAAUCUUAUGAAGAAAACAUCAAAUAUAUUCUACGAAAGUCUUUCAUUGCUGCCAGAACUUUAUCCAGUCCGCUCACAAGGUGCUAUGUAUAUGUUGAUCGGUAUCAAAGUUGAUAGGUUACACAGCGUGAAAGAUGAUGUUGAUUUUACACAGAAAUUGAUGGCCGAACAAUCAGUUUUUGUUUUGCCAGCAACGUGUUUUCAAUGCCCCAACUUUUUUCGCGUUGUCCUCACAUGUCCCGUGGAAGUCGCGCGAGUCGCUUGCGAGAGGAUCGCGCAGUUUUGUCGUGAUCAUCGAAAGAACGCUUUGACCAAUGGACACAUGGAACAUGAGAAUGGGAUUUAUCACGUCAACGGUUAUUGAUAUUUCAAAAAUAAUAUCAUAGAACUUCUAAAAACUCAAAAAAAUAUUGCGAUUGCGGCUUCUCUAGGUUCUUAAUUUGUGCCAAAUCAAAAAUGGCGGCAAGAUUUAAGUUCCAGUUUGUGUCACAACCAUUGAACGUCAAUACAUGGAACGCUACCUGUUGAGGCAAAUAAUUGAAGCCAAAUCUUACCUUGACACGCGAGAUUUCACCCCAGACACGCGUGUUUAGUGUUUCGAGAUUCUCUCGCGGAGAGAAAAGUGAUUGACUACAUACACACGCGUGUCUGGGAUAUAAUCAUGGCUUCAAAAAAUUAUUAGGGUUUUGUAUUACAGGUAGCGUUCCCAUGUAAUUUCAGUUCAAUAGUCACAACUGUCCUUCUCAAUCCCAUGCUACCACUUCUUAUGCUUACACUUGUAAUCCAGGAAACAGGAAAAGGGAUUGUUUUUUAAGGUUUUUCUAGAAUGCUAAAAGUAUAUUUAUUAUAUUAAUCAAUGUAGUUGUGAAUAUUUGUGUAUAUCUUUUAUUAAUGGUGGUCUUGGUAAUAUUGUAAGGCGACAAAGGAUUUGCUUUGUUUUGUUUUUUACUCUAGUUUACCGUUUCUUGAGAAAAAUCCCUUUUUUAUUGA
Xenia sp. Carnegie-2017 is the source of this 2364-nucleotide messenger RNA. Its product is annotated as tyrosine aminotransferase-like. Bases 443 to 1738 code for a protein of 431 amino acids. Gene Ontology annotation, molecular function: L-tyrosine:2-oxoglutarate transaminase activity; pyridoxal phosphate binding. The transcript has 14 exons. Gene Ontology annotation, biological process: aromatic amino acid metabolic process; biosynthetic process. Lineage: Eukaryota; Metazoa; Cnidaria; Anthozoa; Malacalcyonacea; Xeniidae. The record is from RefSeq and is a predicted model, not a curated record.